This is a messenger RNA of Zea mays, 1856 nucleotides long. RefSeq lists its product as uncharacterized. The record is from RefSeq and is a predicted model, not a curated record. Gene Ontology annotation, biological process: response to abscisic acid; response to stress. Bases 245 to 1393 code for a protein of 382 amino acids. NCBI's taxonomy places the organism in Eukaryota, Viridiplantae, Streptophyta, Magnoliopsida, Poales, Poaceae. The transcript has 3 exons.
GAGGGCUCCAAGGAUGCGGCACAAAAGGCUCGCCUCCCUCCCGACCACCAAACAAUCUCCAAGAAUAGCGGGGGGGACGGCUAUAAAUCGGAAAAUCUGCCCCUCAAGUUUGCCAACUUUAGGAUAGGCCGUGCAAAUCCAUUUCUUGCCUUGCCGGCACAGCUCUGCAUAGCUCCUCCCAAGCUUUAGGAUUAGGAUUUGGAUUUGGAUUUGGAUUUGGAUCGGGUGUGUUUCCUGCGUAACCAUGAGCGAGAUCAUGAAGCUAAAGCGUGGGAUCAGCACCAAACCAGGAGACCACCUCGUCCAAAAUGGCCAACAACAUCCAUGUCACGAAUGGGAGGAGCAACAGCGCUACUGGCCCUCGCCGCGGGCGCCGCCGGCGAGCCCGACGGAGUCGCCCAGGACCCCAGGCGGGAGCCAGAAGAAGGCGGUUCUGGGCAAGGUGAAGAGCAAGGCCAAGAAAUGGAUGCACAUGCUGCAUCACAAGAAGAAACCCGCGCCACCGGAGGAGAUGAUGUGGACCCCCAGGGCCGGGCCUGGACCCAGCGCGGCACAAGACAGCAUGCCCAGCAGGGAGGAGCGACACGCCGCCGAGCACCGUGGCACUGGCACUGGCACCCCCAGGAAACCGCAGCAACACGCGCCUUCCUGUUCCUCGAGCGAUCCAGAGCGGGCGUCCGAGGUGUUCCUGGAAGCGUCACCGAGGCAGAACUCGCCGGUCCCGAGCCCCACCGCGCACAGGCAGCAGCAGCAGCCGCAGCCGUACUUCAAGGUCAGCAGCAGGUUCGAGUCGGAGAUGAAGGAGGCCAACGAGAUGCUGAUGGAGUCCAAGAAGCUCCGCGUCAACACGACCAAGCCCAAGACCAAGACCGUGACGUUCGCGCCGCCGGCCGUGGAGCGCGAGCAGCCGGGCCCGGGCGGCGAGAGGAGCGGCUGGAAGAAAGACUGCAGGAGGGAGCUGCCCGGAGCAGCGGCGUCCCAGGCGCUCCGCGACGCGUUCGCUGCGGUCCGCCAGACGGUGCUCGAGAUGGUCGCCAGGAUCCAGGAGGCGGUGGCGCUCGUUGACGGACGGCGGCACGUGGUAGAGAGGCUCGUGUCGCUCGGCAGGUACCUGGUGAUGAAGCUGGAGCCUGGGCAGGACGACACGUUGCUCUCGGAAGCGAUCACUGACGCCGUCCUCGACCUGUUCGACGCGUGGAGCGAGAGCGUCGAGAGGCCUUUGGUGCGACGGGCGAAGGAGAUCUCUUCUUGGUUCCUGCAGGAAGGAAGAGAAGACACACCUCCUCCUGUUCCGCCGUCUACGCGUCCUUGUGCGGCCGAAGGUAAGACCAUGUGCCGGCCAGAGCUAAUCCUGUCAGCAGAACAUUGUUAUUGGAUUAGUGAUGGCUUGUAGAUUAACGCGAUGCAGAUGCAGAUGUGUUUUAUUCCUUAGAGAAUUGACAGAGCAGCUUGAAGCAAGAGAUCGAGACAUUAUGAAACUACGUCGGUAGAGUUCAUUUACCUAACGAUGUCAGGAAGCUGAAGGCAAAGGUCUCCACGGCUUUGUACCUGAGAUUUGAGUGAGAGAAAGCAAUAGGCAAUCUUGAUGAAGUUUCUCUUCAGUAAAGACCAUGUAUUCACGAUGCAUGUAACUAGGAGCCAAACACAAUGUGUAUAUCGUAAAAGAAUAGACCUAGUGCUGAAGGCUGUGGGGUGGAUAAACCGAGGCAAAAGCAUUUUCUCCCGUAAAUAUGGAGAGGCGGCUCUCACCACUACGUCAGACCCGUUCAAUGUGUAUAUCAUAGACAUGUUGAAAUAGAAAUCCCCAAUGGCAGAGAACAAUUGUGGAAAAGGUAUAUAGCAUUUCUCUGGAUCAA